Molecule: messenger RNA, 2008 nt
Organism: Camellia sinensis
Lineage: Eukaryota; Viridiplantae; Streptophyta; Magnoliopsida; Ericales; Theaceae
Source: RefSeq, a predicted model, not a curated record
UUAAUAUCCAAACUUUUCUCUCUUUUCCUUCCUCCUCCUCCUCCUCUCUCUCUCUCUCUCUCUCUCUCUCUCUCUCUCUGUUUCUGUUACAUUCUCUCUCUACUUUUCCUGCUUAUUUUACAGGGGUUUAUCUUUCUACUUUUCAUUUUUCUGGAGGUUCUGAAUCCGACCUCUGCAUUUUGAAGCAAUUGAAUUUUCCAGCUUUGGAUUCAGGUAGAAACUAGCUUGACUUUGUCAGUGUUGGAGGUUAUACAUCACUCUGUUCUCGGGCAAACUCGUGCAAAUAAUGUUCAGCCUCCUGCUAUAAAUGCAGUGUCGCUUUGGAGAUGAGAUUACAGGAAGUCUUUGCUUGAUGGACUGCUUACCCAGCAGUAGUGACAAGAAAACUUUGAAGAGGUGGUUUUUCAUAGACAAAAGGGUUGGGUGAAGAAUAUUCAACAUUUGGUGUAUACCCACUACCCAAUUCUGGCCAAGCAGUAGUUGUAUAUCAUACACAGUUUGUAUUCAUAACGGUGUACACAGAAUCUAGGUCGGAUGGAUUUGAAGACGACAAAUGCUUCUCCAGUUCUCACUGAUCCUGCACCGAUAAACAAGUCCAGACUUGGAAUUCAUUCUGGUCUGUUCCCUUAUUCGCAAUCUGGACCAUCAUUCUCCUCUGGAAUACUAACAACUCCAAGAAAGAAGCCAGGAAAGCUUGAUGAUGCUAGGUCCAAUGGUUGGCUUGACGCCAUGAAAUCUUCUUCACCUCCUAGCAAGAAGAUGCUUAAAGAUUUCAAUGUCGAGAUGGCUUCAGAUGAUGAUAUUGCAUACUACUCCUGGAUGCUGAAGUAUCCAUCAGCCAUCAAGUCGUCCUUUGAGAAAAUCAUAAAUCAUGCAAGGAAUAAGAAGAUAGUGAUGUUUUUAGAUUAUGAUGGGACUCUUUCUCCAAUCGUAGAUGACCCUGAUCGUGCAUUCAUGUCUGAUGAGAUGCGUUCUACUGUUAGGAAUGUUUCAACGUAUUUCCCAACAGCAAUUAUUAGUGGAAGAAGCCGUGAUAAGGUUUAUGAGUUGGUCGGAUUAGCAGAACUCUACUAUGCUGGUAGUCAUGGUAUGGACAUCAUGUGCCCAGAUAGGGAGACAAUGUUUGCUGAUCCUUCGAAUAGGAUUAAAUCUACUGGCAAGCAUGGCAAGGAGUUAAACCUUUUCCAGCCUGCAAGAGAAUUUUUGCCCAUGAUUGAUGAGGUUUUUAGAACCCUUGUCGAGAAUACUAAAGAUAUCAAAGGCACAAAAGUUGAGAAUCACAAAUUUUGUGCCUCUGUACAUUAUCGUAACGUAGAUGAGAAGAGUUGGUCUACUAUUGCACAACGUGUUCACAAUAUUUUAAAAGAUUACCCUCGGUUGCGACUAACUCAUGGGCGUAAGGUUUUAGAGGUUCGUCCUGUAAUUAAUUGGAAUAAAGGAAAAGCGGUUGAAUUUCUGCUUGAUUCACUUGGACUAAGUAAUGGUGAGGAUGUGCUCCCGAUUUAUAUUGGAGAUGACAAGACAGAUGAAGAUGCAUUCAAGGUAUUACGGGAGGGGAACCGAGGCUAUGGAAUUCUUGUAUCUUCUGUCCCAAAAGAAACGAAGGCAUUUUUCUCUCUCAGAGAUACGUCAGAGGUGAAACAAUUCCUCAAGUCUCUGGUGAGAUGGAAGGAACAAAAUGCACUAUCCAUGAAGAAGAGGAGCACCAAGUGACAGCCGUGCAACAUUGCCAAGGACCCUUGGAUCCCAAAUCUUUGUAUCUCUAUCUUAAAUUCGUCACAAUUGUUGGAGUAUGGAAUUUCAAGACAUGAUUCAACAAUUGUAAAUAUAUUAAAACUGGAGAACAAAGAGAAGAUUUAGGAACCAAGUAUGGGGUGCAGUAUAGUACAGAUUACUUAUUUUUUUGGUCUUAUAUUUUAUAAUGAAUCAAGGAAGGUAGGAGCUGCUACAUGUAUUUGCAGUCCAAGUGGAUUUUCAUUUUCUUCAAUUAUUACUUGUCUUCUUUCUU